UAUCACAGGCGCGCUCACGCCGGUUAGUCAGUUUUGUUGCUCGUCUCUGUGCUGCGCAGAGGGCACGCGCUCUCGAGUAAAACUUUCUUUUCAUUGAUGAAUUUCAUUGUUAUUAUCAAGAUUCAUUCAUUUAUAAACACACGAUUCAUGCAAAGAUUCACGUGUUGUGAAGUAUAAAGUAUUUGCGCGGUGGAAAAACUUUGCUUUGUUUUGUUCGGAGUAGCGUGUCGCGAUCGCGUGCAAACACAACACUGCACCAAAGAGAGGUUGAUAGGGAAGGAUGAAGACUCCACAUGGACAUCGCUCGAACCAUCAUCAUCAUCAUCGCUCCAAAGAUCCUAAAGUACGUGGUGUUCUGGGUGACCGGUCUGUAGUGAAGAAGAGCUCUCACAGACCCAGACAGCGUAACGCAGUCGAUCAAAACAUCACAUCUGUCCAAUGUCACGCUGAGAAUAUUGUGGGCUGUAGAAUCCAACACACGUGGAAGGAAGACGGUCACAGUCCGGUGUCUCUGUGGACGGGGACCGUUCUCGUCCAGGUACCCGUGAACCCUCAUCUCUACCUCAUCAAGUACGAUGCUGUCGACUGCGUCUACGGCAUUGAGAUUUUCAAAGACACGAGAGUUAAAAACCUUGAGAUUUUAGACAGCCAAAUCGCCUCGUUUCGAGUCAGUGACGGUCUUCUAGCGGACAGACUGCUGGGCCGAGCGGUGGGACACAUGUUUGAACAGGACGAUGGAUCGAAGGAUGAAUGGAGAGGUCUGGUGCUCUCCAGAGCUCCCGUCAUGCCCACCUGGUUCUUCAUAACCUAUGAGAAAGAUCCCACACUUUACAUGUAUCAGCUGUUGCAGGAUUAUAAAGAAGGUGAUCUCCGGAUACUUCCGGAUUUAGAUGAUUCGGGAGAUGUCCGAGAGCCUGGAGAAGUGUUGGACACACUGGUUGGCAAACAGGUGGAGUGUUUGAAUAAAGAUGGCACAGAGAAGAUGGGCACUAUUAUUCAACAGGUUCAGGCUAAACCAUCUGUUUACUUUAUUAAGUUUGAUGAUGACUAUCACAUCUAUGUCUAUGAUAUGAUUGGAUCAUAGAUGUCACAGCUGUGAUUGGUUAAGACUCUGUGUUUUUCAGAUCUCAUCUCAAUUUUUCAGUGUUCUUCAGUAACUACGAAGUUUGGUUAUGAAAAGCAUUUUGUUAAAUUAUAUGUAAAAGUUGUUCACAUGUUUAUAUGACUCUCCAAACAUUUCUAUACUAGUACAGUGUGUUUAAGAGUAUGUUUGUAUUCAGGAGUUUAUCUUUUGUUACAUGUUUAACCUGCUGAAAUGAAAAUGCACAUUUUAGUCUUAGUGAAGGACAGUUUAACAGUGAGUUUUUGGUUAUAAGUUAAAGGUUUAACCUUUUUUCCAUAAUAUCCACAUACUGUAAAAGUGUGUCUUACUGUUCUAUGAAUUAAAGAUAACUCUCUUAACACUGGAAAUACAAAUACAACUGUGUUCAACUUGUAUAAAUCUGAACAGUUUUUCUACAAUAUUUGAAAAAAAAUGUAAUAAAAUCCAUUUGCACUCUU
This is a messenger RNA of Misgurnus anguillicaudatus (oriental weatherfish), 1560 nucleotides long. It is a transcript of the gene spinb, whose product is annotated as spindlin b. NCBI's taxonomy places the organism in Eukaryota, Metazoa, Chordata, Actinopteri, Cypriniformes, Cobitidae. Gene Ontology annotation, biological process: gamete generation. The record is from RefSeq and is a predicted model, not a curated record.